GCUAUGUUUGAGCCGUCGACUGGUGACUGGGUGUUGUUGGUGGCAUCAGUGCAACUGAGGGACAGAGGGGUCUAUGAGUGCCAGAUUGGCACCACGCCUCCCAGGAGUCACUUUGUGGCACUGCAUAUAAUUGAGCCUCGUACGGAGAUCCUGGGAGGAGACGACCUGCAUAUAAACACAGGUUCAACCAUUAAUCUGACCUGCCUGGUGCUGUACCAUGCUCGCUCCCCUCAUGCUAUCACCUGGCACCAUGAGGGCAAGGAGAUACAUUACGACUCGUCUAGGGGAGGAGUGAGCAUCCUGACGGAGGCUGGAGAGGUGACCAGAUCUGCUCUCCUCAUACAGCGAGCCACCAGGAAGGACUCGGGAAACUACACCUGCCAGCCCAGGGGCGCAGAACCUGCUACCGCCAGAGUACAUGUACUCCACGGUCAGUACAUGUACUCCAUGCUCAGUUUUCGUACUCCUUCGUCACUCUGUUUAUGA
Molecule: messenger RNA, 486 nt
Organism: Cherax quadricarinatus
Lineage: Eukaryota; Metazoa; Arthropoda; Malacostraca; Decapoda; Parastacidae
Source: RefSeq, a predicted model, not a curated record